Molecule: messenger RNA, 2397 nt
Organism: Myotis lucifugus (little brown bat)
Lineage: Eukaryota; Metazoa; Chordata; Mammalia; Chiroptera; Vespertilionidae
Gene: TERB1
Product: telomere repeat binding bouquet formation protein 1
Exons: 17
Coding region: 1-2181 (726 amino acids)
Biological process (GO): homologous chromosome pairing at meiosis; meiotic attachment of telomere to nuclear envelope
Source: RefSeq, a predicted model, not a curated record
AUGGAAAGUGAGGACACAAAGAAAACACAAGAAAUGAAGACUGACCUGAACUUAUUAUUGGAGUGUCUGAAGUAUCAAAUGGACAACCCUUUGUCACAAAAGGAAGCUUUGGUCACUAUUCAUUCAAUCUGCCAACAAAACAGUGAUGCAGGUGUAUAUUUUCGGGAAAUUGGUGGUUUGAUGUUUGUAAAAAAUCUUGCAAAGUCAAGUGAACAUAGCAUGGUAAAAGAAGCAGCCUUGUAUACAUUAGGAACUGUUGCAGAAAAAAAUGUUUAUUGUCAGCAGACUUUGUGCACUUCAGAAUUGUUUGAAGACUUAAUUUGGUUCUUAUCUAAUAAUGACUCAAACACAAAUUUGAAAAGAAUGUCUGUCUAUGUUAUUUUGGUUCUAGUUUCAAAUAAUAGGACUGGACAAACGCUUGUGAGAGAAACAGGUUGUUUUAAAAUUCUGUCAGAGUUGUUCAGGGCAGUCCUUUCAAAACAUGAGUUGAAUUUGUCAGAUAAAAAUGUUUUCCAGAAUUAUCAGUUGUGGUCGUCAGUGUGUGGUACUCUGUGUGUCUGUGUCAACAAUCCUCAAAAUGAUGAAAAUCAAAGGCUUUGCUGUUCACUUUUUCCACAUGCUAAUGACUGGCUAAAAAAUUGUAUGAUGCCUGAGAUAAUUCGCCCUCUUUGUUCAUUUAUUGGACUCACUCUUGCAAAUAACACACAUGUUCAGAAAUACUUUAUAUCUGUGGGUGGACUGGAUGUAUUGUGUCAAGUUCUUGUGCAACUGGAAUCUGAUUCACAUAAGACUCUUUCAAGUGCUAAGCUUGCAGUGGUGGUGACAAAGACAGUGGAUGCAUGUAUUGCUGAUAAUUCUACUUUUGGUCAAGUAUUAUCCAAGUACCAUAUUGUUUCAAAACUUCUGGCAUUACUGCUUCAUGAAAGUCUGGAUUCAGCAGAAAAAUUUAGCAUCAUUCUUACUCUUGGUCAUUGCACAGAGACUUGCGAGGAAAAUCAGUAUGACCUUUUUAAAAACAAUGGGCUUCCACUCAUGAUACAAGCCUUAACUGAAUCUCAGAAUGAGGAACUAAACAAAGCUGCCACUUUUGUGCUUUGCAACUGCAAAAAAAUUACUGAGAAAUUAUCUCUAAGCCUAAGAGAAUGUCCUUUUGAUGAAAAUGAAGCAGAACAAUUAGAAGACAUAAAUAAGAAAGAGAAGAAUAUUGGAGAGUACUGGAAGAAAGCAAAGGACAUUCUUCACAGAAUAGAACAGCUUGAAAGAGAAGAAAAUGAGGAAAAAACACAAAGAGAAAAAGAUAAUGUUUCAUCUGUGAACAUAAAUAUUCAAAAUACAUUGAAACACCUCCAUACAAAUAGUAUUGGUGGAGGUCCCAAAGCAGAAGAUAAGGAUACAAGCCAGUCUAGAAAGCUGCAGAGUUACAAAUCUCAUGGAUUUAUGUCUAAAACAUGUACAAAAGAUGACCAAAUGAAGACCCUGUUAAAGAGUGCAAAUCCAGUUAAUGCUUGUUACAGGGAGAGUGGGCAAAGUAAGACUUUAUAUAAAGCCAACCCAAGCUGCAAUCAAAACUUACAGGAAGGAACUUUUGAAAAAAAAGAUUCUGUUUCUCAAUCAAGCGACCGUGUUUUUAAACAUCCAAAUCCCAUUGUCAAAAAUAGAAAGCAGCAGUUACCAGUAACAGAUCCAUUUACAUUAUGUUCAGAUAUAAUAAAUAAAGAAGUCAUCAAUUUCCUAUCAGCUGACGAUUGUCCCAAAAUAUUCAAGUAUAGAUGCUCAGGUUGCAUAGCAGUAGGAAAAUCCCUGAAUAGCCGAAAUUUUAGCAAGCUCUUGCACUCAUGUCCAUACCAAUGUGAUCGUCACAAAGUCAUUGUGGAAGCUGAAGACAGAUAUAAAAGUGAACUAAGGAAAUCACUUAUCUAUAACAAAAAAAUUCUGCUGACCCCACGUAAAAGACAACUACUCAGUAAUGAACGUACUUCCUCUGGAGGAAUAAAAGAAAGAAAAAUUCGUAAAAACUUUACUGAAGAAGAAGUGAAUUACAUUUUCAGUGGAGUUAAGAAAAUGGGAAAUCACUGGAAUGCAAUUUUGUGGUCUUUCCCCUUUCAACAAGGACGGAAGUCUGUUGACCUUGCUCAGAAAUACCACAAGCUGACCAGACGCCCCAAGUUUGUGGCUCCUUAAUUGGAAGAAGAAUUGUCAGUUUCUAUUGUGAACUCAUUUUAUUUUUAUUUUCCUAUUGUGAACUCUUAAAAUACAGUGUCUUGAAGAUACAAAAUUUAAAAUAUUAUUCUAAACUCUCAGGAAACAAGAAAUGUGGAAACAGGAAUACUAUUUACAUUAAAUUCUUUUUGUGAUGUGAUGAGCUACAGCAAAAUAUUAAAAUAGUUUAGCCUGGCU